This is a messenger RNA of Drosophila elegans, 1496 nucleotides long. Its product is annotated as WD repeat-containing protein 91. The record is from RefSeq and is a predicted model, not a curated record. The transcript is spliced from 3 exons. Gene Ontology annotation, molecular function: phosphatidylinositol 3-kinase regulator activity. Gene Ontology annotation, cellular component: extrinsic component of endosome membrane; late endosome membrane; early endosome membrane. Gene Ontology annotation, biological process: early endosome to late endosome transport. Lineage: Eukaryota; Metazoa; Arthropoda; Insecta; Diptera; Drosophilidae. The coding region runs from base 95 to 1063 and encodes 322 amino acids.
CCAGCUGUUUGGUCUGCAUCUAUUGCAACAAAUUGUAAAACUUACAUUUUAAAUAAGAAAAACCAUUAAAAGACAGCCGAGAGAAACAAAAAAUAUGUCUCAAGUCGCUUUCUUGGACAACCUGCUGAGGGAGUACCUUGUUUUCCGUGGAUUCUCUGGAACCCUAAAGGCCCUCGACUUGGAGCAGCGCACGGAAAAGGAUCAGCACUUUCGGGCGGAGAGGAUUCUGGAGCAAUUCAAUAAUGCUGUGCAAACUUCCGACCUUCAGGCUCUUAGAAGUCUGUGGUUCCACCUGGACAACAACAUAUUUUCCAAGCUGGAGCACACCUACGCCGUGGCGGUCAAGAAACUGGAGAACAGCCUCCUAAAAUACUACCUGGUUACCGCCUACAGCAGCAAUCGUGCCGAGAAGGUGUCCGAGUUCUUCACCAAGCUGGCAGGCGAGCUGCAGCAGCAGAGCGAAUGGAAGGAUUGGUUCUAUUUCCCCUUCUGCAGGAACGCCGAGGAGUCGCCCACCUUCGCGCUGUUCUUCACCAAGCAGUGGCAGGACACGCUGCUCCUGUCGCUGCGCAACUUCCUGACCACCGUCUACCAGUGCCUGCCGCAGCCCACAUUUGUGCGGGCGGAGCAGGAGGCGAUCCACAUGCAGCGCCUCAGCGAGGACAACGCCGGACUGCGCACUCGCCUGCUCAGCCUGCAGCAGGAGCUGCACCAGUUGACCCAGCAACAGCCGGGAACUUCCGCCGCCGGCGGUUCCCUUAGCGGAGGAGAUGGUGCCGCCCGGCGACGCAGCGUCUACCGCCAGCAGCAGAGCCUCAGCGACAUCCUGCCCUUCGACAUCAGUCCGCCCGGCCACAUCGUGGACGACUUCUGCAUCAUUGCCUCCGAGGCGAACAGCGUCAGCCAGGCAAGCGACGCCCAGGCGCGUGGCCUCAAGCUGCUCAUCCGUAACAUCGGAUCCGGCAGUUCGCCUGUGAUGGGACGCAAGGAUCAGACUGCCAGCUCCCUGGGCGACAAGUCCACCAAACGCAGGUCUGGUAGUGUGGGACGUAGUUGGAUUUAAAAGAUGAGUAAUCCGUACUGGUUCGAUUCUAGUGCAGCAUUUUAUUAUCAGUGAGAUAAUUGUAAUUAAGAUCAAAGCCUGGUCGAACAAAAGCUUACAAUAAUUUGCAAUAGGCGAGCAAAUCCCUAAUAUACUUUAUAACUCCAUUAUAUAUUUAAAUUAUCUAAAACAUUUUUAACCGAAUCAAAAAAAGCUACAUUUCCAAAUACUUUAGUUUAGUAUGCAUUAUAUAUAUUGCUAUUAAAGAUAAAAUUUUAAAAUAAUGUAUUCUUGUUUUUUAUACAUUUAAAAUAUUUAUAUUUUCCCUGUACCUUUAAAUGCGCACCAAAAACAAAUAAUUUGGUAGAGUUAUGAUGAGCUAAUAAAUUUUUGAAUGCAGCUUAAAUAAAAAAUUUCGAUGUAUCCCAAAAACAGAGUACCAUCUAGACAAAUA